UCCGAGAGUUGGCGAUAGGCCUUUGUAGUGUAGCUGGUUUUAUCUGAGGCUCAUCAUAACGUUUCUUCUGAAAAUCAAAAAAACAAACAACAAAAAACAGUUGUAUCUAUACAUCAGUGCAAAAACCAACAUGUGCGUGCAAAUUCACCACAGAAGAAAUUGUUCCAUUCGACGAGCCAAUCACCAGCUAGAUUGCCUUAAAUGGAAAAUAGUGCGUAAGUCAUAACUUGUGUGAGAAGGACGUGUGAAGCUGCCUUUCAGCCCCGGGUCAUCAUCAGACAUGGACGGACUGUGGAUUAUUCUCGUUGCUCUCUCAGGAGUUGUUUCCUUCAGUCAUGGUUGGAUUUCUGUACCAACACUGGAGGUGACAGUCAGACCUGGAGACAACGUCACUUUCUACUGUGACUGCAGACCAUCACGUGGAGAAUACAUAGUAUGGUUCAGGAACUGUUCCCAUGAGAACCAGCCUACUCUUGUUCUAAGUUUAGAAGAUCAGAAACUGUGGACUUCUGCAGGCAUUAUACUACGUCCUCGUUUUGAACUGGUGAAGAACAUUUCCACUGAUUCCUAUGACCUGCUGAUCACCAACGUCACUGAUUCUGAUGAAGGUCUCUACUACUGUGGAACUGAAAAGACCAAGGUGGAGGAUAAAGAAUACAUCACUAGAAGACAUAUUUACACAUAUGGCAACAUAACAACAAAACUCAUAUUAGACUCCAGUGAACCUCAAGGAGACGUCCACGACACCCUGGAAGACUGCAGUCUGUGCUGGAAGCUGCUCUUCUCUCUGUGUCCGUCUGUUGCCAUUCUCUCCUCCAUGUUCAUUUUACAGCUCUGUCGGGAAACAGCCAAACGUCUUCAAAUUGAUGAGAGAAGAACUGACACCAGAGGCCAGAUACCACCCAUUCAGGAUGAAGGUGUGUUUCAUGCUGCGCUGGAACUCCAUCAGGCAACACAGAGACCAAAGAGGAUGAAGAUCUGGAGCUCUGACAUAACAGCCUGCACCUACUCUGUCAUCAGAACCUCUGACCUAACGAUGUAAUAUUAGAAACAACACAAUGAACCGAUAACAAGGGCCACAUGUUGUAAAUGGAUCCUCUUUGAAGGAAACAUAAUUAGCAGGCAGGGUGUCUCUUUCCAUUCUUUAUGAUGCUCAGACCUAGCUGCCAAGCUUCCAACCAACUUCCUGCUGUCAUGACUCUGAUUGUUUUUUCAUGAUCAUGUUUUGAGUUUCCUGUUUUAUUUUGUUAAGUUCCUUGGUUUCCUGUUUUGUGUUGUUGCCUGUGUUCUCUUUCCUUGAUUGCUUAUUAGUUUGGAUUCCUGACAUCUUUUAAAGACACAGAAUCAGAAGAAAAGAGAUCACAUCACUCUGGUUUCAGCAGAUCACUUCUGACUCCCAGAGUGUUUUAGAAUUGAUUUUAAGCUCUUAUUGAUCACUUACUACAUGUUACUGACCUUUUAGCACCACACAGGCAGAUAUGUACCUUAAGAUCCUCAGGCUGAGGUCUGCUGUCUGUUCCAGGGGCCUGGCUGAAAACAAAAGGUUGUUCUUGGUUAGGGCCCCUCGUCUGUGGAAGAAUCAGCCUGAGGAAAUUAGGUCAACAUACUCUGUGAUCUCCUCUAAUCUGCUACUUGCAGAUUAUACUUAAGACAUACUGUUAGCAGAGAGCAUUUUCUGUUUUUUAGUUGUGUAUAAAGUGAGUUUAAAUUAUUUAUGUAUGCCUGUUUUUAAAAUUGCAGAUUUUUAUGUUGCUGUGAAGCCGUUUAAAGUGUUGACUUGAUUAUCAUCAUCACUUUAUUAUGCAAUAUUUUAAUACUCUGUAUUGUUUCUGAUGUGCUUCAUUAUGUCAUUAUCCUGUCAUAAUUGAAUUCAUGUGGCAAUAAAAUCAGAUCCACCUUUA
This is a messenger RNA of Mugil cephalus (flathead mullet), 1901 nucleotides long. RefSeq lists its product as uncharacterized. Gene Ontology annotation, biological process: response to bacterium. Bases 281 to 1042 code for a protein of 253 amino acids. The record is from RefSeq and is a predicted model, not a curated record. The transcript has 5 exons. Lineage: Eukaryota; Metazoa; Chordata; Actinopteri; Mugiliformes; Mugilidae.